ACAAAUAAUAAAAACAUUGAAAUUUGAAAAAUUUGAAAAAAAAAAUAUCGCGCAUAAAUAAUAAUAUAUGUAAGUUUAAAAUAUCAAAAUGAAACAAAUUUUCAAAGUAUUUUUUGUGAUGCUCGUUUUCAUUGUUGCUGUAAUGGCAACUCCGGUACCUAUUCAAAAACGUCAGGAAGCAACUGAAACAACUGAACCAACUGAACCAACUGAUCAAGGCGAUCAAAGUGGUCAAAGUAAUCAAAAUAGUCAAAGUAGUGCUGAUCCAUGCAGUGAAUCCGCAUUGGAUGAUAACGUCCCUACAACAUCAGAAGGACAAGAUGUUAAAGUAUACGGUUGUUCAUAAGUAAUUAUAAGUAUUAUUUAUUUAUUUAUUUAUUUUUUUACUUUUUUACUUUUUACUUUUUUUACUUUUUAUUCCAUGUAUAGAAAAAUAUUGUUAUUAAUUUAUUUUUAAAUCAACGUCAAAUAAAUAUUUUUAUUUUUAUUUUU
Molecule: messenger RNA, 492 nt
Organism: Rhizophagus irregularis DAOM 181602=DAOM 197198
Lineage: Eukaryota; Fungi; Glomeromycota; Glomeromycetes; Glomerales; Glomeraceae
Source: RefSeq, a predicted model, not a curated record